CAAACCAUUUGGUGGAAUAAUGGAGGGUGGUUCAAUGACUCUGACCUGCAGCAGUGAAGCAAACCCAUCUGUGAAGAGCUACACUUGGUUUAAGAGAUCAGGAGUAGAGGACUUACAAAUAGGGACCGGGCAGAAUUACGCCAUUGAACAUAUCAGCAUUGAAGACAGUUACAAAUACAAGUGCAGGGCAUCCAACCAGCAUGGAUCUGCAUUCUCAGAGUACACACCACUUAAUAUUUUAUACUCCCCAAAGAAUACAUCAGUUACUGUGACCCUGACAUGCAAGGCUCAUGCUAACCCACCUGUGAUGGACUAUACCUGGUAUAAAGAAGGUGAAGAUGAAAGUGAACCUGUGGCAUAUGGGCAGACCUACAGCAUCACCAGUAUCACUAAAGAGGACAUUGAACCAUUCUACUGCAAGACUAGAAACAGAAUUGGCCAUGACUAUGCACGUCCUGUGCCAGUCACAUGUAUCGGUAAAGCACAGGUUGCAGCUGCUGGCAUUGGUGGAUUCUGUGGAGGGCUCGCUACAGCUGUUCUCUUCGCCAUUCUGUGGAUAAGGAGGAAGAAGUGGAAAACAGAUGGAAGUAAAUACUGGGUAGGUAAAAGCUGGAGGAAGAAUAAGACAACAAGCACAAAUGAAUAUGAAGUUGAUGAAAGCAGUAGAAAGAAGAAGAAGAAGGCAGCAAUUGAAGAUGAUUACGAGAAUGUUGGCCCAGACGACACAUACACAGCUCUUAAUAUUAAGACCUCAGAUGAUGUCUAUGAAGCUCUAACAACUCAGAGCAGUGCUCCUUAUGAUGUGACGCAGGUGUAGGUCUUCAGAGCAACCUCUUCUGUCUCCAACUUGGUGGAGUCAUGAUCAGAACCAUCACGACGGAUACAAAAAUUGAAGAAUGAGACAUUAAUUGCUUAAAAUACAGUGUUUCUUAUAAAGUUUGCCUAUUUUCUUUUCUUUUUUGCCUAGUUCCACAUUUACCUGCUAAAGCUUUACUGCAAACAGCCUAUUUGACUUGUGUGGCAAACCAAUAUAUUACCUUAUAAAGUGCUUGCUAUAUCAUUAAGUGUGUACUUUAUUCAAGUAUUGUUAAAAUUGAAUAUUUGCACAUCUGUUAUAUUUCCAAAUCUAUUUACUUUUACUCCUUUCUAUUGAAUGUCCCUGUUACAAGGUUCUCAGGCCCUGGGAUUUUUCAAUGCUGUGUUUAACUGUAUGACAGACUCAGAUCUGUUAGUGCCAAGUUACUUUAAUGUUAAGAAGUAAA
Messenger RNA from Pygocentrus nattereri (red-bellied piranha), 1262 nucleotides. RefSeq names its product B-cell receptor CD22-like. The transcript has 7 exons. Bases 20 to 817 code for a protein of 265 amino acids. NCBI's taxonomy places the organism in Eukaryota, Metazoa, Chordata, Actinopteri, Characiformes, Serrasalmidae. The record is from RefSeq and is a predicted model, not a curated record.